Molecule: messenger RNA, 580 nt
Organism: Lutzomyia longipalpis
Lineage: Eukaryota; Metazoa; Arthropoda; Insecta; Diptera; Psychodidae
Gene: RpS13
Product: 40S ribosomal protein S13
Exons: 3
Coding region: 57-512 (151 amino acids)
Biological process (GO): translation
Cellular component (GO): cytosolic small ribosomal subunit; nucleolus; ribosome
Molecular function (GO): structural constituent of ribosome; small ribosomal subunit rRNA binding
Source: RefSeq, a predicted model, not a curated record
UAUGGCGUUGAUGCUAUUUCCGGUUUCUGUCUCUUUUGGAAUAAAAAUCCGUCAACAUGGGUCGUAUGCACGCUCCUGGCAAGGGUAUAUCCCAAUCAGCACUUCCAUAUCGCCGCUCCGUGCCGUCAUGGCUUAAACUCACCGCGGAUGAUGUUAAGGAUCAAAUUAAGCGGUUGGGAAAGAAGGGAAUGACCCCAUCGCAAAUUGGUAUUAUCCUUCGAGAUUCGCACGGUGUUGCUCAGGUGAGAUUUGUCAAUGGCAACAAAAUCCUGCGUAUCAUGAAAUCCGUGGGCUUGAAGCCUGACAUCCCGGAGGAUCUGUACUACCUGAUCAAGAAGGCCGUGGCCAUCCGUAAGCACCUCGAGAGGAAUCGUAAGGACAAGGACAGCAAAUUCCGUCUUAUUCUCGUGGAAUCCCGUAUUCAUCGGCUUGCCCGUUUCUACAAAACAAAGGGGGUUUUGCCACCAAACUGGAAAUACGAAUCCAGCACGGCAUCUGCCCUUGUGGCUUAAUGUGUGUCCGGAAACACUUGAUGCAAAAUAAGAAGGGAUAUUGAAAAAAAUAUUUCUUUUAUUUUACU